Messenger RNA from Seminavis robusta, 753 nucleotides. Lineage: Eukaryota; Bacillariophyta; Bacillariophyceae; Naviculales; Naviculaceae. The record is from the annotation of a GenBank genome assembly.
AUGUCGGAAGGUGGGAAAGUCUCAACGGCUCGAGUGGUAGCAUUGGGUGUGACGCUUGUUUGCGUGGGAGCCCUUGGAUUCCAUCACAUUCCUGGCAUGAUUGCCGAAGAUGCCGGAGGUACCAAGUGGGUCAAUGCUGUGUAUUGCAGCAUUAUGACUCUAACGACUGUUGGUUUUGGGGACAUUUGCCCUGGAGACAUAUCGGGAGCUGGACGAACCUUUAUCGUGAUACUUUCGUUUUCUGGCCUGGGAAUGUUUUGUGGGCCGAUUAUGGAUCUAGCAGCCUCGUGGAAGCACAAUCUACCCAUGGAAGGAGCUGUGGUCUUGCUGUCUUCCACAGUUGCAACAGGCAUUUUUCUGUUCAGCUACCUCUUGGAAGAAAUGAGCGAGUCUGAAGCAGCCUAUUUCAGCAUCAUAACAGGUACCACGAUCGGUUAUGGAGAUAUAUCUCCCAAAUCAGAUGCAGGAAAGCUUGCUGUUGCUUUGUAUGCUCUCCUUGCUGUGAAUGCCGUGGCGUCGUUGCUCGAGCCGGCAAAGGACGUUUUAAUAGAGUUUUGCAUGGUCCCACCGGAAACUCGGAAGAAUGUAGGUACGACAGACAAGGUGGUAUCCACACAAGCAAAGAGCAAGAACAAGAAAGGAAAGAAUAAAAAGAAGUCGGGAGCCAAGAAGGCCGACAAGCAAUCAACCAAUGAUGGAGAUUCUGGAAAGAACGCUAGAAAGGAGGCUUCAGAAACCAAGAAGGGCAAAUAG